AUGAAAGUGGAUCUGCAUGGUGACAGACCCAGCGAUUGCAAAGGAUCUUUUUUUGAAACUAGAAAAAUAUUAAAUGAUAUUGCAACAAAUACUGGAAUCAAUCUUGAUAAUAACUGGUUAAUUACCAAUCACUCAUGCCAUCAUAUAGCAAUUCAACUUUUAAAGAAUAAUGGAGUUCUUGAAUCAGAGCUUCAAGCAUUCUCUAGACAUCGAUCUUGUGAAAGUUUAGCAGAUUACUGCAAAACCACACAAAAUUUGACUGAAACUCAAUCACUAGCUUCAAACAUUCAAUCUCAAAAUAUAACUAAAGAAAUUUUAUCAUCAACUCAACCUCAAAAUGACACAAUUGUAAAUUCUGAUUUUACAAAAAAAGAGAUUAAAAAAUCAAGUCACGUUUCAAAAAUACCUAGAAUAAAGCCACAUACUCAAAAUAGCUCAUACUUGACUUCAUCUGUAAUUGCACUAUUUAAACCACCAUAUUCACCUAACUCUCCAAUGCUUGAAUCAUACAAAAAACAUAGAAAGCCAUUAUUAACUGUUAAUAACAUUGUUAUUCAACUCCCUCUGGGUAUAUCUCAAAGUUACGAUUUAAAUAUAAAUUUGAAAAUUAGUUAG
This is a messenger RNA of Dentiscutata erythropus, 615 nucleotides long. The record is from the annotation of a GenBank genome assembly. Lineage: Eukaryota; Fungi; Glomeromycota; Glomeromycetes; Diversisporales; Gigasporaceae.